Molecule: messenger RNA, 3895 nt
Organism: Balaenoptera acutorostrata (minke whale)
Lineage: Eukaryota; Metazoa; Chordata; Mammalia; Artiodactyla; Balaenopteridae
Gene: OTULIN
Product: OTU deubiquitinase with linear linkage specificity
Exons: 7
Coding region: 1455-2351 (298 amino acids)
Biological process (GO): protein linear deubiquitination
Molecular function (GO): cysteine-type deubiquitinase activity
Source: RefSeq, a predicted model, not a curated record
CUCCCAUUCCUCAAUUUCUGCUUUACUUCUUUUGUAUCUCUUGAGUCACCGCAUUUCUAUUACCAGUAAUCUCCCUUUCUGCUCUGUCUUCCUUUUGCAUUUAGUUCUCCUGUUGACCUCUUUGCGUCCCUUUCCUGUUGGUCUGGCGGAAUUUGUAUUUGCAGCUGUGCAGAGAGAUGCUUGUUUAGAGAACCUCCUCUGGGCACUGGUGUUGCCAUUGCACUUUGGUUAUUUUGUAGAUUAGAAAGGAAAGAGACAAGAGUGCAGGCGAAUAUGCCUGCCCGUAGCCACAGAAUUCGCUUGAAGUGCGAAUAGAUGCAUAGUCUGUUAGAACUAAGAACUGGAAGAGGAACCAUGUAGAUCAUUUAGAUCUUGUCUGGUCUUCUUGUUUUGAAGAUGAGAAAACUGAGGCCAAGAUUAGGGAAGUGGCUUCCUCAAAGACAUGCUUCUGAUAAUGAUACUGUGAAAAUGAUUCACUUAAAUGCCUGUUUUAUAGGAUCAGAAUUUCUCUCCUCUUUGAUAAAGCUAGGAAGGAGGCGAAAAGAUAACAUUAAACUAUUGAAAAAAGACCUUAACACAUUUAGUCACGUUUUAUUUUAAGCGUUUGAUGUAUAGUCCCUGCGAGUCUGGUUUCUGUUUGCUUUUAACCCUGGCACGGGCUCCAUGGGUGACAUCACACCUGUUACUUGAAAUCUCACUGGGGUUAGAGCACAUGGAAAGUACCUUUUCCCUAGUAUGUCCCCUCAACCUCACAACGUUAAAAAAGACAGGCACACACGCCCCAUCACCUUUACGUGGAGAGAAGAAAAGGAAAAAAGGAAUAAGAAAUGAUCUUACCACUACUCUACACGAAUGGAUGUAGCAUGAAAAUUCAUAAGGCUAGCUAACGUUUUUGAGUGCUAAGUAUUUAUGUGUCUGUUUUCACAGCAGUCUCUUGAGGUGAGCGCUCUUACUGUCCUUUUUACAGGUGGACACAUUUAGGUGGUGAGAAGUGUGGUCACUUGAGUUGCACGGUUAUACGUAUGGCUAGUGAGGAGUGGUUGAACCCUGGGUGACUCCAGCCAUGGCGCCCCCAGCGAGGCCACCCACACGGCAUGUGCCCUGAGGUGGUAGGUGGUAGGCCACUCGUGCCGGGGCAUGGAUGGAGCCAAGCACAGGUAUGAAAGCACAGGCUAGGGUCGGUCAGGUAUUUGGACAGAAGUGUGGGUGUGUGUAGGGCAAUCACAGAAUACAAGCUAGAGUGGUGGGAUGGGUCCAGAUUUAGACUUCCUGGCUUAUAUGGGAGCCACUGAAGGGUUUCAGAGGGGUGGAGGGUAUGUUAGUUCCCAGCUCAGUCUGUCUCUCUCAGCGGCCCUUCUUCUGUCUCUUGCUCCCUCUCACUUGGUCCUCUUUCCUCCGGCUGGGCUAAUGCACGAGGAGCUGGGGAGCUGCGGGAAUCCAGGAUCGAGGAGGACAUGUAUCGUGCGGCGGAUGAAAUAGAAAAGGAGAAAGAAUUACUUAUACAUGAAAGAGGGUCAUCAGAACCCAGAUUAAGUGUAGCUCCUGAAAUGGAUAUCAUGGACUAUUGCAAAAAAGAAUGGAGGGGAAAUACGCAAAAAGCAACAUGUAUGAAAAAGGGCUACGAGGAGGUGUCUCAGAAAUUCACCUCCAUCAGGCGAGUCCGUGGAGAUAAUUACUGCGCGCUGAGGGCCACGCUCUUCCAGGCCAUGAGCCAGCCGGCCGCGCUGCCCUCCUGGCUGCAGGACCCGGAGCUCACGCUGUUACCAGAAAAACUCAUAAGCAAAUACAGCUGGAUCAAGCAGUGGAAGCUUGGACUGAAGUUUGAGGGGAAGAGCGAGGCCCUGGUUGAUAAAAUUAAGGAGUCCCUCACUUUACUGAGGAAGAAGUGGACAGGCUUGGCUGAACUGAGAACUGCCGAAGCAAGGCAGAUAGCUUGUGAUGAACUGUUCACGAAUGAAGAAGAGGAGUACAGCCUCUAUGAAGCUGUAAAAUUUCUAAUGCUAAACAGAGCCAUCGAACUAUAUGAUGAUAAAGAGAAGGGAAAGGAAGUACCAUUUUUCUCUGUGCUUCUGUUUGCUCGGGAUACGUCAAAUGACCCCGGACAGCUGCUGAGGAACCAUCUCAACCAGGUGGGACACACCGGUGGCCUUGAACAGGUUGAGAUGUUCCUUCUCGCCUACACCGUGCGCCACGCCAUUCAGGUGUACCGGCUCUCCAAGUACAGCACUGAAGAGUUCGUCACCGUCUACCCCACCGACCCCCCCGGGGACUGGCCGGUGGUGACCUUGAUCGCCGAGGAUGAUCGGCACUACAACAUCCCCGUCAGAGUGUGCGAGGAGACGAGUCUGUGAGACACGCUCGGGCGGCCCGGCGACUCGGCCAAGGUGCACCGGCGGCUCCUCGGCUUGGGCCUCGGGCCCGCAGGCCCCUUGGGAUGAGCUCUGAGCACUCUUGGGCCCUGUGAGCCAAGCUGGGCUGGAAUGCUCUGAAGACUAGCUUUUGAUAAUCAGAAUUAAUCAAGUUUUUUCCCUCACCUAUGAUGCAAUAUGUUUCACUGGGGGCCUUCAGAGCACACCUGUUGACAGGUGCAAACUGCAUCUCCAUAAAACAAACACAUUUGUAUCAGCGGAGACUUACUCUGGAGAGGAAAAUACGCUCGGAGCUCUCUCUAGUUGUAAACUGGCUUUCCGUUGUUUUUGAAGAUGGUAAUUUUUUUGUUUUGGUGGUAACGGGUCUCUGCAGUGCCCUUCCUGUGCACCUAUGCAGUCUGCUUACAUGGUAGGGUUCUGGGACAAAGCCUGCCAGUGGCCCAGCCGUAACAUCCUCUCAUAGUCUCAUCGAGCAGUGGUUUGGAUUUACACGUUAAUUAAAGCUGUUCUAAGCAGAUUGUCUAAUGGAAGGUUAGGAACUGGGUCCCCAGUAGUGAGUUAUUUAAAGGCUGGAGGAGGAGCUGCAGGAAGAGGCAGUGGCAGCAGGACGUCCUGGCUCUGAAGAACGUGACAGGCGCCUGCGGUUGGGAACACACCGGGUCUGGUGCUUGGUGCAGGCGCUGGGUGGUUGGCGGGCGAGCGCGGCUUGUCGCUCUCUAGGAUCGGGGCUGUUCCUUAGUCUCCACUUCCAUGGAUUCACCAUUUUAUAGUCAGAACAAGGCUUAGAUCCACCUGCUUUUUUAGAGGAGACCAAGGCCAAAUUAUUAUUUUUUGGAGAAUGCUUCCAUUGCCAAAUCCGUGCAGCUCCUCUGUUGGAUGAAUAACAGCAAAGCGUCUCAGGCUUUUCAUGGGUAAGUUUAAAGAGAGCACGUGCUUAAAACUGACUGCAAAAGCAUGGCUGAGCUGCAUCUGCCCUUUGAUUUGGCUGUGCCUGGGGUAGGCAGUGCUCUGGCCACGAGUGAUUGCGUGUCACAGGCUGGGGUCGUGCCUGGGGGCUGGACAGGGCAGCGCAGCUGAGUGUGGUCUGCAUUAGGGCCCGAAGCAUCCACGUGGGGCGUGUACCGUGGCCACGGCGCAAGGGAUGGGAUGUGUCACUCUUCAGGACUGUGUCAGUGACAUCUGAAUUGGCUCAGUAUUUGUGGACGUGGUGUUACCCUGAAGCACUGAGCUUUAUUUUAUAGUAAGUAAGAUCUUUAUUUGGUCCAAUUUAAGCUUAUAGUUUAUAAGCUAUCUAAUCUUUGGUUUUUUUUUUUUCCUCAGAGGGGCAAACCUUUUGUGAUAGUGUUAGUUUUGCUUUCACAUAAAAAUUAAAAUUCUUGGUUGAGAAAACUCAGAGGACACAUAAAACUAUGCAGACUGUUACAUUAAUAUUGGUAUUUUUCCCAUUACCUCAUCAAUAAUAUUCAUCACGUUUUGGUAGCUACUUGUUCAUUGGAGUGUUUGAAUUAAAUUCUGCUCUAAAUGUG